Aquila chrysaetos chrysaetos is the source of this 10528-nucleotide messenger RNA. RefSeq names its product ninein (gene NIN). The transcript has 30 exons. The record is from RefSeq and is a predicted model, not a curated record. Gene Ontology annotation, biological process: centrosome-templated microtubule nucleation; centrosome localization; microtubule anchoring at centrosome. The coding region runs from base 406 to 6774 and encodes 2122 amino acids. Gene Ontology annotation, molecular function: calcium ion binding. Gene Ontology annotation, cellular component: pericentriolar material; ciliary transition fiber; mitotic spindle pole. Lineage: Eukaryota; Metazoa; Chordata; Aves; Accipitriformes; Accipitridae.
CAGAAGGCCAGCUAUAAAUCUGAACAAAGUGAUGCCCUAUGCGGGGAACGGCCCCUCUCCUCCUCGCGGGGGACCGGGGAGCCCCCGCUCAGCUGCUGCCUGCCCACCCCUAUUAUCCUGCCGGCUCUGGGCCGCCCUCCUGCAUCUCAGCUGCUGGCCCAUCUGGAGCAGAGAUGAAAGACUGGAGUUUAAUUCGGGCUUUGUGUGCCUCUUGUGUUCCCCCACUCCCUCCCCUCUUAGCCCUUUCUCUGCUGCCAGUCUCCCAGCCCCGAUCCCGCACGGCAGCUCCGGCGUGCGGGUGCCUGCGCACGCUGCGGCUCUGAUGCCGCUGACCUCAUUAUUUUGACUGCUGGGUGAUGCCAGGCAGCCUCGCGAGCUCAUCAGGUGAGCGUGGCAGGCUAUGGGAUGGAUGAAGCUGAGCAGGACCAGUAUGAAGCUCGCCUCAAGGAGCUCUUCGACAGCUUCGACAGCACGGGCACGGGGUCCCUGGGGCAGGAGGAGCUCACCGACCUCUGCCACGUGCUGCACCUGGAGGAGGUGGCCCCGGCACUGCAGCAGACCCUUCUCCAAGGCAACCUCCUAGGCAGGGUCCACUUUGAUCAAUUUAAAGAAGCACUUAUCCUCAUCUUAUCCAGAACCUUGUCAAAUGAAGAACACUUCCAAGAACCAGAUUCUUCCCCAGAAGCGCAGCCCAAGUACAUCAAAGGCGGCAAACGCUACGGCCGGCGGUCCCUGCCGGAGUUCCAGGAGUCGGUGGAGGACUUUGCCGAGGUGACCGUCAUCGAGCCGCUGAGCGAAGAAGCGUGUCCCCCGCGCAUCGCCUCCAGCGGCUGCGAGGAGCGCUGGAAGACGCGAGACAGCGAGGAGUACGAGGCCGAGGGGCAGCUGCGCUUCUGGAACCCAGACGACUUGAACGCCUCCCCCAGCGUCUCGCUGCCCACCCCGGACUGGAUAGAGGAGAAACUGCAGGAGGUCUGCGAGCACCUCGGCAUCACCAGGGACGGCCACCUGAACCGCAAAAAGCUCGUCUCCAUUUGCGAGCAGUAUGGGCUCCAAACGGCGGCCGGGGAGGUGCUUGAAGAGGUGCUCCAUAACCUGGAGCAAGAUGGCACCAUGAGCGUAGAGGACUUCUUCUACGGCUUGUUUAAAAACGGAAAGUCACUGACACCCUCGGCGUCUACUCCGUACAGGCAGCUGAAACGACACCUCUCCAUGCAGUCCUUCGAUGAAAGCGGGCGGCGCACGACCACCCCCUCGGCCAUGCCCAGCACCAUCGGAUUCUGCCUCUUCUCCAGCCUGGAUGACGGGAUGGGCUACGGCUGCGUGGAGGGCAUCCUCGACUGCUGGCACCAGGAGGGCAUAGAGAACAGCCAGGAGAUCCUGAAGGCUUUGGAUUUCAGCUUGGAUGGGAAGGUGAACUUGACAGAGCUGACGCUGGCGCUAGAAAACGAGCUUUUAAUAACGAAGAAUGGAGUCCACCAAGCAGCCCUGGCGAGUUUCAAAACAGAGAUCAGACACUUGCUGGAGCGGGUUGAUCAAGUGGCCAGAGAGAAAGAGAAGCUGCGGUCGGACUUGGAAAAAGCUGAAAAGCUGAAAUCCCUGAUGGCCUCCGAAGUGGACGACCACCACGCCGCGAUUGAACGCCGCAACGAGUACAACCUCAGGAAGCUGGACGAGGAGUACAAGGAACGAAUUGCAGCUCUAAAGAACGAGCUCCGGAGAGAACGGGAGCAAAUCCUGCAGCAGGCUAAUAAACAGCGGCUGGAGCUGGAGCAGGAGAUAGAAAAGCUGAAAACCGAUGAGAACUACAUCCGCGACCGCCUGGCCCUUUCCCUGAAGGAAAACAGCCGCCUGGAAAGCGAGCUAUUGGAAACAGGAGAAAAACUGGUCGAGUAUGAAAGUUUGGCAAGCAAACUGCAGAGGAACUUGGAAAACGUCCUGGCUGAGAAGUUUGGUGACCUGGAUCCCAGCAGCGCGGAGUUUUUCCUGCAGGAGGAGAGGCUGGCGCAGAUGAGAAGCGAGUACGAGCGGCAGUGCAGAGAACUGCAAGACCAGAUAGAUGAGCUGCACUCGGAGCUGGAGGAGUACCGUGCCCAAGGCAAAGUGCUCAGGCCUUCGCUGAAAAACUCACUCUCGGAAGAGUUUGACAUUGAUAUGAAAAGCCAUGGCAAUAGCGGUAUUGAGCCUGACCAAGGACUUGGUUCAGAAGACUGCAACCCAUUAAAUAUGAGCAUAGAGGCAGAAAUGGCUAUCGAACAAAUGAAGGAGCAACAUCACAGGGAUCUACAUCACCUCAAACAGGAGCUCGAAGACACAGUGAGCCAUUACGAAAAGCAGCUAGAUGAGACAAAAAUCCACUGUGAAAAGGAGCAAGAGGGUAUGAGGAAGAAGUACACCGAAGAGAUGCAUGUUAUGGAAAAGGAAAUAACUGGCCUUAAAAAUCAAAUUACAGAACUGCAAGGAGAGGCAGCAGCACUCAGAGAACAGCAAGGAAAGCUUGACUGUAAAUAUAAUGAUGAGAAAAACAAAUUACAAAUGCGUUUUGAUGAGGAAAAAGCCAAUCUGCAAGAGCUGUUGAGGCAGGAGCACGAAGAAGACGUUAGAGCCAGACUGGAGCAGGUAAACGAGAAGUUUAGUCAGGAACGGGAAGAGCUGAUUCAAAACGGUGUCUGGGUGGAAGAAAAGAUGAGAGUUUUAGUGCAGACGCUGCAGGAAGAGAAGGGGGAGCUGGAACGUGGCUUUCGUGAGCAGCUGAAAAGGAUGGCGGAGGUGCACGCCCUGGAGAAGGAAGAGCUCCAGCAGGAGCUGCUGCGGAAGCACCAGCAGGACCUGGAGGAGGAGAGGAAAAAAAUGGAAAGUGACUAUAACAGAAGAGCAUCCCAUGCAGAAACUCAGUUUUCUGUCGACACACAAACACUUGUGAAUAAAUAUGAAGAAAAGAUCCAAAAUCUGGAAGGACGUUACCAGCGAGAGUUGCAUGAACUUGCUGAACAGCAAAGAGAGGAGAAAUCUCAGUGGGAGUUUGAAAAGGAUGAAAUUGCUCAGGAGGUUGCUGAAGCUCACGAGCAACUGAAGGAAAGUCUGGCAAAUGAAAAGGCUGUUUCUUCUGCCCUGACCCAGGAGAAAGAUCUCCUGGAGAAAAACUUCAAGGAAGAAGUGAACAAGCUUGUGUGCGAGAGAGAGCAGCUUCAGAAGGAGCUGCGAGACCUGAGGAAUGCUGCGGAGAAGCAAGAGAAAAAGCUGAACGAUAAAAUAACACAACUCCAAAAUGACCACAAAAAAGAGCUCAAGAACAAAGAUGAGCGUAUAUCCGUGGUGGAGGAAAAUGGGGAGCUGGUUAGGCAAAAGCUGGAGAGACUUGACAGUGAAUAUAAGCAAGAGAAAGAAGACCUCAAUUCCAAACUUCUUGCUUUGGAGAGUUUAAACAAAGACAUUUGUGUAAGAGCAGAAACGGAAAAGGCCGAGAUGAGUUUGGAAAUCUCAAACCUUCAAGGGAAAAUACAGAAAUUGCAGUGGGAGACCCAUAGUUUUUCCACACUGCAAAAUCAUUAUAGGGUCCUGGAAAACGAGUACGCCAAAGCAAAGAGCAAAAUUGCUUCUUUCUCUGGGAUGGCGCCUCUGGGGGAUGAUGCGGCUGUCCUCUUAAAUCUGCAGAAAGUGCACGAGCAAGCCGUGAAGGAAAAUGUCAGAAUGGCCGCUGAGAUCGUCAGGCUGCAGCGCAGGUUGCAGGCUGCGGAGCGGGAUCCCGCGCGACCUCCCAGCCCCGGCUGCUCCGACUCCGGCUCGGAACGGUCUCAGCUGCCAGAUGAAAUAGAUCCCAUUUUUGAAGGGUUGCCCUGGGAUGGUACAGAUGCAGACAAGGGAGCGGAUUCAAAUGUCCCUCCGCUUUUGGAAGCUGAUAGUACAGACCUGGAAGAAAUGACUGAGAUUGAUUCAGAUUUGGAGAAAGCAUGUGUGAAAGCCAGAGCAGGUGGCCAUGCACUCGAGGUGCAGGUGUGUCGGACGCAAGGAAGUAAAGCGGCACUGGAAUCUGAUGGCAAUCGGGAUUGUGACAAGAAUCAAGAGCUGCUUUCUCGGGUGCCUCUGCUGCAAAAAAAGAGAGGUCUCGAGAAAACUCUUGAGAGAGUUCCCAGACCAAAAAUGCUACACGACGACGUUAAGCAGCAGAAGGUUCGUCUGCCAAAUCACAGAAUAACUCCCCAAAAUAAAGGGUUUGUUUCCGAUGCUUUGAAGCUGCAGGUUGAGCUUGAGAAGGCUGAAGAACUGCGUGAAGCCUCUCUCCAGCUUGAUCACGCUCCUGGGUCAACAAAUGGUGACCUGAAAAGUGUAAUAGCUCAGCUCUGGAAAAGGGUCAAAGAGUUAGAAGACAGAUCAAUGGCACAGGCUGAACUUCUGUCACUACAAGAAGAAAUUCAGGUAGAAAACGAGGAUCUGAAAUGCGAAAUGAUCAAGUUAGUUGAAAAAAAUAAAGUGCUAGAAGACAACCUGCAGAAGCUGAGAAGCCUUCAUGGCAAACUAGAAGAAAGUAAACUGGCGAGUAUUAAGCUCAGAGGGGAAAACACACAGCUCCUCCAAAAAGUCAAAGAAUGGGAAGAUGUCCAAGAACAAGAUGCACAAGGCAACGCAGAGGCACACCGUGACAAGUUAAGACUGCGAUGCCAGCUCGGGAAGCUGGAAGAACGUGCUGCCGCAUUUACAGGUCAGCAAGGCAAGCGUGCCCAAAGCGACGGCACGGUGAAAGAAGUGUCGGCAGAAAAGAGGGAGCUGCAAGAGCCCAACAGAAAGCCGAAGGAGAAAGCUGCUGCUCUGGUUAGCCCAAAUGACGUGCAUUUCCACGAAGAGAGAGAGGAGAGGAAUACAGUGAUGCACGGCUUACAAAGCACGUGCGCUGAGCUGCAGCAAAAAGUUGAUCUUCUGAGAUGUGAAGCCGAGAAGCUCAGAGAAGAAAAUGCUAUUCUGAAAAAUGAAGUGACUUUAUUAAAUGAGGAAGGUAGUGCUUCCAGCCUGAAACUGAGGGAGCUAAAUGGAUCCCGAGAAGAAAUGUGGCAAAAGAUAGAGGCUGUGAGAAAGGAGAAAGUGGCUGUACAGAAGAUGGUUGACAACCUGAAAAAGCAGGUAGCAGAUCUGAAGACCAGGAACCAGCAGCUGGACUCUGAAAAUACAGAACUUAGCCAGAGGAACUCCAAAAAUCAAGCAGAUGUGCAGGAUCUUAAUCAACAGCUGGCAAAGGUGCUCAAGCAAAAGGAAAGGGAAGUGGGAAAAUGUACUCUGGAAGAAUGGGAAAAGGAGAGACUGGUACUGAAAGAGGAACUGGAAAACUCCAAAGUGAAGUCAUCAAAUAUGGUGUCUUCCUUGGAGGUGGAGCUGUCAAAAAUGAAAGUUCAAGCUCAUAUAUUGGAGCAGGAGAACCACAUCCUCAAGCAGGAACUCGAGAAGACAAAACCGCUGCCCAGAUGUCCUGAUCUCUCUGACCUUCAAAAUGAAGUUUCGAGCUUAGUUACUAAAAACGAAAAGCUGCAGAAAGAAAAAGAAGCCCUGAGUGAGGAAUUAAACAGAUGUAUUGAUAAGGUAGCUAAAGUAAGCUGCUUAGAGAAUGCAAUUGGCAGCUUGAAGCAGGAACAGAAGUCCUGGGAGCAGCAGAGUCAGACACUGAAAACACAGCUCACGGUCUCGCAAGAGAAGGUUCAGAGUCUCGAUGAAACGCUGCAAAACACCAACCUUCAAAUGUCCCGACUAAAGUCAGACUUACGGGUGACGCAACAGGAGAAGGAAACUCUUAAACAAGAAGUGAUGUCUUUGCACAAGCAACUGCAGAAUGCCAAUGAAAAGAAUCGGGUUCUAGAACGGGCUGUGCCUUCCUCAGGGCUGCAGGACCAACACAGGCAGCUACACUGGGAUGAACUGGACCAGCUGACGCAACAGGAGCAGCAGCUGCUCAGGCAGGAGAAUGAGAGGCUGCAGAGAGAAGUCCAGAGCACUAAGACAGACCUGGCUCACUCCAGGGAGAAGAUCCGACAGCUGGAAUCUACUAUCCUUUCCCUAAAGCACCAAAAGCAUCAAAGCCAGUCAGGUAUCGUCAAAGCCAUAGAGCAAGAGAAAUUAAGCUUGAAGAGAGAGUGUGAACAGCUUCAGAAGGAGUUGUCAUCUGCAAACAGGAAGAUCAGUCAGAUGAAUUCUCUUGAACGUGAACUGGAAACCAGCUCAGAAAAUGAAGGGCUAAGAAAAAAGCAAGUCAAACUGGAUGAUCAGUUAAUGGAGAUGCUCCACUCAAGCGCCAGUGUGAUGCGUAGCCAACCACCGCACUCCCGGGAGCUCCAGCAGCAAGGCUGUGCUAUGGUGCCCAAGGAACAGUUCCUGCAGCUCCAACACCAGCUACUACAAGCAGAGAGGAGGAGUCAACGUCUUCAGGAAGAACUUGAAAGCAGACCCUCUGAAACAAACAUGCAACAGGGGGGUCAUGAGCAGCUUCUAAAAAUGAUGGAAGAACGUAUGAUGGAUGUUGAGCAGAAACUAAGGCUUGUGAAGAGGCUUCUCCAAGAUAAAGUAAAUCAGCUGAAAGAACAACUUUCCAAGAACACUAAAGCAGAUGCAAUGGUCAAGGAUCUCUAUGUUGAGAAUGCACAACUGCUGAAGGCUUUGGAGAUGACAGAACAGCGGCAGAAAACUGCUGAAAGGAAAAACUAUUUACUAGAAGAAAAAAUUGCCAACCUCAAUAGAAUAGUAAAGAACCUGGCAUCCCCAUCAUUUAACUCAGCAUCCGAGAUAAGGUCGUAGCAAAGCCAUUAAGCAUGCCACCGUCCCGUGCACUUUACUGAAAUGUUAAUAUUUCAGCUUUUCACUGUGUUGCCUUUUUGUAUUGAUGAAUUUUAGUUAACAGAUGCCUCCAAGGAGAGGACUGAGCUAAAUCCCAAACUGGACACUGCCAAAAGAGAACUUUUGUUUAAUCCCAGACUGUUUUUCUGCUAAGUUUUGCCUAAAAGUAAUCUUCACUAUGUAAAAAAAGACAUGUUUUUCUAGGUUAACUUAUUUUGAUACUUUGGUUUUAAUUUAAAAUAUAAACUCUGAAUUUACUAUCCUGAAUCAAUUAGUCUUAUCUAGAUUGAAGCCAAGGUCUAAUGCAAACUUGCAUUAGUAAAUUCAAACUUUGAAGUAUUUUUGGCUUUCUAGAAUACUUCAUGGUCCAAACCUAAUAAUGUUGACAGGUCAGUCUUCAACACCGUCAGUAUAAUUGCUAUUGAAAGCAAGACUUUCCUGCUACGGUCUGUGUUCUGCAAACUGAUUCUGGUUUCUGUAAAGCAACAUGCUCCACCUUACGCAUUAGGCUUCUGGGUUAGUCUUCAUGGCUGUUUCUCUGCAUAGCUCAGAAAAAAAGUUUUCUUAAAAAUAUGUAAAUAGACUACUGCCUCCCACUAAGUGUAACAGUAUUUCAUCUGAAGAAAUUUCCCAGCUGGCAAGUAAAGACUACUACUUUUUUUUUUUUAAGCUGUGCUUCCAGACAACUUAAAAAUUGUAGAGGCCUUAAUUUUUUUAUAUGUGGAAAUAAGUUAUACUAAAGAAAGGAAGGGUCACUAAACAGAAGUGAAGAUGUGAGUUUUGUUUAUAUAAUUUGUAAAUUCAGUAAAGCAGUGGAGUAUGUUUAUUAAACAACUGGCAGAAGAAUGAAGAGGGGGACUUGAAUGAUUUCGUCACUGAAAUCCUGUUGUUAGGCCUCACAAACAUGGACCUCUGCCAUUAAUGCAGUGUUCGUUUUGACCCAAGCGAUAAUUGGAAAGGCCUGUCUUUUUGUAGUAGAUCCUAGUACAGAAUCUAAGUUUGUAAUUAAUUGUGAAGAAACAUAUUCAAUGUGAAUAUGAAGAACUCAGGGAAUAACAGCCUAAAUUAGCUUCCUUCAACUUUAUAAAUGUGGAUAUUAAUGUCAAUAGAUGAAGAUAAAUAUGCAUUAGGAAAAGCAAGAUAAACCAAAUUUUACCUUAGUACUCCUAGACCAACACUCUGAAGUGCUGUAGUCAUGAAGGUUGAAGAGCAUCAAGGUUUGUAAUGACAGGUAAUACCUCCUGUUUGAUGAGUCAAUGAGGCUGGGGAAAUGCAAGUUCUCUGGGAACACCUUCAAGACUGAGAGGGGUCUGAUACAGAAGCAGCUGAAUAAGAGUUUGCAUGCUCAAAUGCUUGUAUAUAACUGAUUACUGCAAAUAGUUAAAAUGCCCUACAACUGCCUUGCCUCCAUCAGAUCAGUAAGACACAUUUAAACAAUGUAAAUAAAACUGGUGAACGGGGCCAUACUGGCAAUACUUGAAACUGGACCUCUCUGAAUAUGCAUCAGUUGAGAAUGCAGAGGAAGAGGGUGAGAUGUUUUGUCUCUGAGACCACUAGCAAAGUGACAAGUCUGACAGCAUUUGUAAUGAGCCAAAAGUCCCCCAGAAACUGGGAUAAUACUGCCUACAAGCUGUGGAGUAACCUAGGGAAAAUGACUUUCACUCAGUACUGAUUAGCAUGUGGCUGUAGGGGAUGCUAUCUGUGUCUAUGUGGUUACUUGACAAUUUUGGAGGGUUGAGGGACUGAGCUAGACAUACAGGGUAUGACCCCCUCUCCUCCUCCUCCUCUGUUGCUUUAUGUGGGCAAUAUAGUGGAAAUGGAAAUACGCUUAUGUAAGAAGAGUAUGCUGGGGUAUCACAAAGUCCUUAUAACUUAUUUCACUGCUAUGCUAUUCUAAAUGCCUAUACUGGGCAUUUCUCUAAGUCAUCUCAAAUUCAGGGAUUUACAUACCCUGUUUUUCAGAGGCUGCAAAAAUUCUUUUCACAAACUUGAAAUGUGUCAAAUUGACAAACUGCACUGAUAAAUCAGAGCUUUUAAAAAUUUGCAGUAGUGAGAUCUGGUUUCAUUUAGUAUUAAUCAGUAAGUGGUAUCGGGUAUAAUAAAUCUCUGUGUGUGGGUACCAGGGCUAUGUGUUAGCAAUAUGGUAAUUGAGCACACCCUAAAACCUCGCCUAUGCUAUGGAAAUUAGCAAAGUUUCAGAAUACUUCUAGGAAACAAUGUAAAUGAGGUUCAGAUGAUCAGAACUGUAUUUGGAAAAAUAUUAUUAGCUAGCACAUUUUAACACUACUUCAUAUCUUGACCUAGGUUUACUUCUAAUGCUCAGUUUGUGACCAAAGUCUGAACGCUGAACAGAGGGAACGAGUACUUCACUUAAACUAUUGUGCAAUUAAUUUCACAUUAUUCAAUUUUAAAGGCUAGACUACUUAACUAGUUCUUUUAAUCUCCUGGUAGUUACCAGGCUUUUAUAAACCAAACAUACACACAUUUCUAGAGCACAGUACCAAAAAGGGAGCCCAGAUAUUGGCACAGAAGGGAGAAACAGAGAAAAGGGACUUUGACUUCUCCCAUUUUCACCCUAUCCUACCUUGCUCUAUUUUUCUUUCACUUAGCUUCAAAAAACUAACCUAACCACAGGAGAGAGGAGGAGGAGGAAAAUGUUUGGUAAACACUUUUUAGACAAAACUCCAAUUUCACUGGAAUACUUGUGUGAAUUCAUUCUCAGAAGUGCCUUUUGUAAUUACAUACUCUAGAGCCUUUCUGUACUGUACUGGUUUUGUUGCUACAGGACACUUCAGGACAAUCCCUUCCCAAAUCGAGGGAACAGAGAGAAAGGUAGUGCUGCUUACAAACGAGUGUCAUGUUGCUUAUUGGUUCAUUGUGUCAGCUCAGAAGAUAAGCAGCUAGUUUUACAAAGUCCAGGCUACUGAAAAUAAGCAUAUAAACAUGUAAGUUAUUAAGCAUUAGUGGUCUUUUGUGCAUGAAUGUGUCUCCUAUGCAGUAUAGGCAUUUUAAAGAUACCAAAGUAUUUAAUGGUAUUGUACCAGUCAAAAGUCACUGAAUUUCUAGGCCUCAUUCAUACAACAGGCCUUGCCAAUUAAGAUAUUAACUACUUGAUUACCAGAAGGUGUUUUAAAUCUUUUGAACUCUUGCUUUAUGAAUCACUGUGAAAAUAAAGGCACAUAGAUAUCAUGGGUUGGGAGUUUUGGAAGAGGAGAGACCCCAAGUUAAAUUUUUGUGUACUAAAUUCACACAGUUGAAGUGCUACUUGUCAAUUGAGAAUGAUUUAAAAGUAUACAUUGUUGCACAUUCUCCAAUUGCUACUUUAAAUACAAGGAAACUUGCAUUCUUUGAAUUCUGAUUGGGAAAAAAAAAAAAAAAAAGGAUUGUAACAUAUUUGAUUUUAGCCAGAUUAUAUCUAAGGUAGAGCAGGGGACAGGCUGGAUCUAUCAAGAGUAAAAUCCUUUCGUUUACUUUCAGCAAAUGACAUCACUGUCUCUCAGGUUUUCCAUCAUUUACCUGUUAAGUCUCCUGUUUGGUGUCAGAUGCUGUCAUGUCAUGACAAAUGACUUCUGUAUAAAAGAAAACAAUUGUGUAUUUUUUUUUCUGUUGAGUUUGUUUUGUUUUGGUGUAAUAUAUUGUCCUUACAACAUCAUGUAAAACUGAAAGAUGAACCAACUUACACAUUAUUUAUAAUGAAUACAUUAAAAAAAUUACC